Molecule: messenger RNA, 954 nt
Organism: Rotaria sp. Silwood1
Lineage: Eukaryota; Metazoa; Rotifera; Eurotatoria; Philodinida; Philodinidae
Source: the annotation of a GenBank genome assembly
AUGACGAAAAGAUUUCUUGAUCUUGGAUUAACCGAUAUAUUAAAAUAUCGUACAUCAGCAGUUAUUGAAUAUCUAUCAUUGACACAUCAAUAUGAUUUUCCUUCAUAUCGUUAUAAUAAUAGUUAUUGUCGAACAAUGGCAAUUGUUUAUUUUCGACAAGUUGAAUAUCAUUGUAAACAAUAUGCUUCUAAUCAUCAAUAUUAUCUUUAUACUUUACAAUGUUAUGAAUAUCUUGUGACACUCUAUCAAUAUUCUAGUGAUCGAUCUAUUGAAUAUUACCAAAAAAUGAUUGAAUUAUGCCUUAAAUAUUGUUCAAAUGAUCUGGAAAAUUUGAUUAUCGAUUAUAAAGACAUGAUUCAAACAUACAAACAACAACAAUCAAUAAAAAUAGUUAAUUCAGAAGAUAUUUCAACAUUGGUAUGUACUUCUAAUAAUCAUAUAGAAGUUUCAUUAAUUGAAACAUCGAUGAUACCACCCGUUACACCAAUGACAGCACCGCUAACACCUAUAAUUUCGUCGAUAUCUGGAAAACUUUUUGAAAAUAUCAAACAUUUACAUUUUACAUUUGAUUUCUAUAAUAAAUGGAUUGAUCUACGAUUUGAACAUGAAUUAGAUCUACAAAAGAAAAUGAUUUAUUAUCAUAUGAAAUUAACUGCUUUAUAUUAUGAUCAAGAAAAAUCCAUUGAAGCUAAACAUUCUUUAGGAGAAAAUUUUGAUAGUAUUAGUGAAUAUACAUAUAUAUAUAUAAAUCGUUUCACAACAACUAUAAAUACAAAUAAUUAUUGUAUUAAUGAAAAUAAUCAUUUCAAUUCAGCAUUUGAAUAUUUAAAUAAAGCAAUUAAACGUUUUGAAAAACAUAAUUAUCUAUAUCAACAUACAAUUAAUUAUUAUAUGAAAUUAGAAAAAUAUUAUCAAAUGAUUAAAAAUAAUAUGAAAUCAAGUAUUAUAACAUAA